AUGUCGACGGACGGAAAAGAUCGGAUUUAUGAUGUGACAAAUCGAAUUAAUUUCAAUCCUGCCACCUCCCUCCUGUUCGGGGGUGGAAUUCGAUCUAUCAUCUACCCACAUAUCUAUCUAUCUAUUUAUCUCAUGCUGUUCAUAUCUAUCUAUCUAUCUAUCUAUCUAUCUAUCUAUCUAUCUAUCUCAUGCUGUUCAUAUCUAUCUAUCUAUCUAUCUAUCUAUCUAUCUAUCUAUCUAUCUAUCUAUCGAUUUCCUACUGUUCAUAUUUAUCUAUUUCAUGCUGUUCAUAUUUAUCUAUCUGUCUCAUACUAUUCAUAUCUAUCUAUCUAUCUAUCUAUCUAUCUAUCUAUCUAUCUCAGUUUGUCCAUAUCUAUCUAUCUAUCUAUCUAUCUAUCUAUCUAUCUAUCUAUCUAUCUAAUAUUUAACUCUAUUCAAUCUAUCUAUUUAUCUAUCUAUGAUUCUAUUCGUUAUCUAUCUAUAUUUCUUAUGAUUAUCUAUCUAUCUAUCUAUCUAUCUAUCUAUCUAUCUCAGUUUCUUUACAGCUAUCUAUUUAUCUAUCAAUCUUAA
Molecule: messenger RNA, 570 nt
Organism: Acanthosepion pharaonis
Lineage: Eukaryota; Metazoa; Mollusca; Cephalopoda; Sepiida; Sepiidae
Source: the annotation of a GenBank genome assembly